Molecule: messenger RNA, 1245 nt
Organism: Botrytis fragariae
Lineage: Eukaryota; Fungi; Ascomycota; Leotiomycetes; Helotiales; Sclerotiniaceae
Product: putative elymoclavine monooxygenase protein
Exons: 7
Coding region: 1-1245 (414 amino acids)
Molecular function (GO): monooxygenase activity; iron ion binding; oxidoreductase activity, acting on paired donors, with incorporation or reduction of molecular oxygen
Source: RefSeq, a predicted model, not a curated record
AUGUUCAACAACAGAACAAUUUAUCGAAAGGACCCAGGCUUUUAUAAGCAGAUAAGCAUGUCCGAGUCUCUUCUUUCCAUACUAGACCCACACGAACAUCGUCUACGGCGACAAAAAGUCAGCUCUUUAUUUUCGACAAAAGCUGUAGAUUCUAUGGCACCAGAUAUUCUCGCAAUCGCUCAGAAAGCGGCCAACAUCAUUAUGAAGCGUGGAGAAGAGAAAAGACCUAUUGAUAUGCAUCGCCUCUGUCGCUCCAUUUCUUCGGAAGUAUUAUUUAAAAUACUUUUUGACGAACCUCAAGGUCUCUUAGACUCACAGGAAGAGGACCCGGAAUUGUUGGCAAGUAUGGAUGCCUUCUUGAACAAUUUUUGGAUAUUGAAGGCAUUCCCCGCCGUUGGGUGGUUGGCAACAAACCUACCUCAGUCGCUAGCCCAGAAGAUGGUUCCCGGAUUCAAAAGAACUAGAGAUAAAUGUGGAAAAUGGGCCACAAUGGCUGUUGCUCGACAGAAUUCCCGCGGAAUGACCAAAGAUGACUCAUCACCAAAUACUGUCUUCGAUCUUCUUCUCGCUCCAACUCCCGAAGAGCCUCGUUCCGAAUUCUCAAUACCGGACUUGGUGGAUGAGGCGUUCUUGUUCGUAUUCGCAGGGACUGACACCACAGGAAGUACAAUUGCAAAUGCUUUAUACUACAUUCUCUCUUCACCAUCUGUUUCUUCUAAAUUACUAGACGAACUGACUGCUCACGGCAUCACAUCGCAUGAAACUUUUGAUUGCAACGUGGUUCAGAGAUUACCAUAUCUGACGGCAGUCGUCAAGGAAAGUAUGCGGGUUUACACUAUUGUGCCAGGUGUUCUCCCGCGUAUUGUACCUGAAGGGGGAGUAGUUGUAGAUGGAAAUUUUAUACCAGCAGGUACAAGCAUCUCACAAACCAAUUUCUCACUUCAUCAUAACGCAUCUAUCUUUCCUUCGCCCGAAACAUUUGACCCCGAACGAUGGCUUAGGGAUGAAGAGAAAGUGUUAGAAAAGUAUUUUGCUCCGUUCAGCAAAGGUUCAAGAACUUGUCUUGGCAUGAAACUUGCAAAUGAAGAAAUAUACAUAGUAGUUGCUCUUUUCUUUGCUCGGUUUGAAAUGGAGCUUUAUGAGACAGACGCUAAAAGUAUGGAGUGGGCGGAUCGUGGAAAUGCGGUUAGUAAAUCAACUGUUAAGGUGCUUGUUAAGCGUGAUAGAUGGGCCGAUAACCAUUGA